AUGCUCCUCAAAGCAGCACUGCUACAUCCUUACAAUGAGCUCCUGUACCUCGAUCUGUCUCACAACCAAAUCGCCAAGCUGGAUGCGUUCAAACUGCAAGCGCUAGUAUCAUGGCCCCGAUUAACGCACCUCAAUCUGUCCUUCAACCACAUCAAAACGGUCACGAACCAACUGGGCAAGCUCGAGCAGCUAGUGUGGCUCGAUUUGUCCAACAAUAAGAUACAUCGCGACGCAAAAGCCAUCGUCCUACCGGGUAACAUACAAGAACUGCGGAUGGACAGCAACCAGUUGACGGAUUGGCCGUUCGAUGGUAUACCGUACUCACUGAAAAACCUCUCAUUGCGCUUCAAUGAGCUGCACUCGGUCAAAGCGGCGUCCGGCGUGCAGCGUUUGGAUCUGUCGUAUAAUAAUCUUUCGGACAUGGAAGGAGACUGUUUUCCUUCCCUCGAAGAGCUGGAUCUGUCUAGCAAUUUCUUCAACACUCUGCCGCUACUGAGUAACACGACGGAACCAUGGCCUCUGCGCAAGCUGACCUUCUCUCGUAUGCCAAAUCUGCAAACUAUUGACCGAAACUUCCUUUCGAAAGCAACCAAUUUAAUGGACCUGAAAAUAACGAUCUGCCCAAAGGUAACGCACCUUGAGGAAAAUCUUUUUACGGGCCUGAGUGCAUUGGAAAGGCUAGACUUGAGCUACAACGGUCUUCAACAAAUCCCGGAGCAGCUGGCCGACUGGGGCAAGAUCAAACACGGAGUAAACCUCCAGGGCAAUCCGAUUAACUGCAACUGUUCGAUGCAAUGGAUGUUGGAUCGGUUAAUUCCGGAGAUGAAGCGGCACAGGGAAUUGCACCACCUCUUCACGCGACUCCGCUGUGUCCGACCCACCAUCUUCCACGACCAGCUGCUCGUUCAUCUAACCGCCUAUAACAACGUGCUGUGUCGAUCGACGAGAGAACUUAUCGGAAUGGAGCAUGUCAUUACCAUGGCCGACGAGUCGGAGAAGUGGAUCGUGAUACAGAAGAUCAUACUGGCCGUCCUAGUCGUGUGCAUCGUUAUCGUUGCUUGCUAUCUUAUAUACUUAAAAAGGAAACCCCGCUACACGGUGGUGCCGAAAAUUAUAUGGACGUAUAAAGCGGGUAUGUAACGAAGGAUUGGAGCCAUUACCGCAUCCCUGGUUUCCCUAAGCUUAGUCGAAAGUGUGCGACAUAAGUGACGCCAGGUACCACAGUGCCGAGUAUCUCGGUCUAUUUCGAAUUGAUAGCAUU
This is a messenger RNA of Anopheles bellator, 1261 nucleotides long. RefSeq names its product insulin-like growth factor-binding protein complex acid labile subunit. Bases 1 to 1140 code for a protein of 379 amino acids. Gene Ontology annotation, molecular function: protein binding. The record is from RefSeq and is a predicted model, not a curated record. NCBI's taxonomy places the organism in Eukaryota, Metazoa, Arthropoda, Insecta, Diptera, Culicidae. The transcript has 3 exons.